Molecule: messenger RNA, 444 nt
Organism: Lathyrus sativus (Indian pea)
Lineage: Eukaryota; Viridiplantae; Streptophyta; Magnoliopsida; Fabales; Fabaceae
Source: the annotation of a GenBank genome assembly
AUGCAAAGCAGGAAGAUCAAUGGAUAUCCACAACAGCAAUACUAUGAUGAUGAUUGCUCGUGGAUGGAAACUAAGGCUCAACAGCUACAGAGCCAUGGAUAUCCACAGACACAGCAAUAUCCAGGCAUGAAACCAGGUUAUGGCAAUGAAUCUGAUUACUCCAUGCCAAACCAUCACGGCCACGACUCUAACCACAAUAUGUAUCGUCAGGACAGCAUGCCUCAUGGCCAUGGCAAUGGUCAUGGUCAUGGAUACGAACAUAAGUAUGAAGUUUACAAGGAGGAGCGUAUAGUCGGUUCCGGCGUGACGAAGAGGGAUGAAGUUAGAUAUGAGAGGCGUGGAACAUAUGGAGGAGAUGUUCAUCAGGCCAAUCCAUAUGGAUACAGUAACAACCCUCAUGGUCAUGGAACAAAGAAAGGCAAUUGGACACUAAAAGGAUUCUAA